AUGACGUCGCUGGGCAAUCUUAACCUGCGCUUCACUAAGGUGUCCGGCACGCUGCCUGCCCAGUGGAGCUCGAUGAAGCAGCUGACCCUUCUGCAUCUGGAGGGCACUAAGGUCUUCGGCACGCUGCCUGCCCAGUGGAGCUCGAUGACGUCGCUGGGCAAUCUUAACCUGCGCUUCACUGCGGUCUCCGGCACGCUGCCUGCCCAGUGGAGUGGGAUGACGAGUGCGGAGGCCCUGCAGCUGGAGUACUGCGGUCUGUCCGGUUGUCUGCCCCCCGAGUGGUCUGCGAUGCCGAAGCUGCGUAUCGUCUCACUGAGCGGCAACCACUUUAGCGGGUGUGUGCCCGACUCGUGGGUCAAGAAGCCUGGCCUCGUUGUGACCAUAGAGGACGAGCACAAGGGCAGCAACUGUGUAUCUGAUAAUCUCUGCGACACAACCACUGAGCCGCCCACUGCGCCCACCACCACCGGCACCCCAGCAGCCUCCUCUACUCCUUCUCCAGGGUCGGGGUGCGAGGUGGAUGGGUGUGAGGUGUGCGAGGGGGACUCCGCUGCGCGGUGCGCCAGGUGCCGUGAGGGCUACUCCCUGACGGACGAGAAGACGUGCCUGGCGCACCACGAUGGCGGCGUGGCGGCGGCGUCGAGCGGAGCGGUGGCUGCCGCUGCUGUGUGGGCGGCUGUGCUGUUGAGCGUGGGGCUGGCGGCGUGA
Messenger RNA from Leishmania mexicana MHOM/GT/2001/U1103, 708 nucleotides. Its product is annotated as putative surface antigen protein 2. The coding region runs from base 1 to 708 and encodes 235 amino acids. Gene Ontology annotation, cellular component: plasma membrane. The record is from RefSeq and is a predicted model, not a curated record. The transcript has a single exon. Gene Ontology annotation, molecular function: protein binding. NCBI's taxonomy places the organism in Eukaryota, Euglenozoa, Kinetoplastea, Trypanosomatida, Trypanosomatidae.